Molecule: messenger RNA, 2939 nt
Organism: Lotus japonicus
Lineage: Eukaryota; Viridiplantae; Streptophyta; Magnoliopsida; Fabales; Fabaceae
Product: protein WHAT'S THIS FACTOR 1 homolog, chloroplastic
Exons: 3
Coding region: 75-1409 (444 amino acids)
Molecular function (GO): RNA binding
Source: RefSeq, a predicted model, not a curated record
UCAGUUGUCACCACCACCACUCACCAGCGACGGAGCAUUUCCACAAACACCACACCGUCAACCGUCACAGCGCAAUGCAGGUAGCUUCAGGAACCACUGAACGGUGGUUGAGGACAAUAACCGGUUGCUCCAACCGCCACUGGCACCACCACUCCCUCCGAUGGAUGACAACCAGCAAGAGAGUCCAAGACCGGAGCAAGAAGAAGAGGGUUCACGAGCUCGAAGAAGCAACAGAGAAAUGGAAGAUAGUCUCCAAAAUCGUCUUCCUCAUGGAGCUUCUCAAGCAGGAACCCGAGAUGGUAACCCCCAUUCGCACCCUCGAACAGUACCGCAAGCAGAUCAACCUCCCCAAACCGCACCGCGUCUCCGAUUUCCUCCGCAAGACGCCGAAGCUCUUCGAACUGUACCAGGACCGGAAGGGAACGUGGUGGUGCGGGUUGACUGAGAGAGCAGAGAAUUUGAUGGAAGAACACGAAAGGGUCGUCGAGGAAAAUGCGGAUAAAGCUGCUGAACAUGUUACUAGGGUUUUGAUGAUGUCGCUGGAUAAACGGCUUCCGGUGGAUAAGAUUGCGCAUUUCCGGCGAGAUUUUGGGUUGCCGAUGGAUUUCAGAACACGCUGGGUGAACCAGUAUCCUGAGCUUUUCAAAUUGGUGAAGUCUCUUGAUGAUGGGGUUGAGUUUUUGGAGCUGGUUUCUUGGAACCCUAAUUGGGCAAUCACUGAGCUUGAGAAGAAGGUAGCUGGAAACGAAAACGAAAGCGGCGAAAGCGCGAAUUCGCAUACACCUGGUGUGCUAUCUCUGCCAUUUCCUUUGAAAUUUCCUGAGAAUUACAAGAGGGUGCAUCGAUAUUACAAGGAACAGAUUCAGCUUUUUCAGGAGAGGUCUUAUUUGUCUCCAUAUGCUGAUGCAAGGGGUCUUAAGGCAGGGUCUAAGGAAUUUGAUAAGAGGGCUGUUGCUGUUAUGCAUGAAAUGCUGAGUUUCACCAUUGAGAAGAGGCUGGUGACGGAUCACCUCACGCAUUUUCGUUGGGAAAUGGUGAUGCCUCAGAAGCUGAUGAGGCUUCUGCUGAAGCAUUGUGGUAUCUUCUAUGUUUCGGAGAGGGGGAAGAGGUUUAGUGUGUUUUUGACUGAAGGUUAUGAUGGUUCGGAGUUGAUUGAGAAAUGCCCCUUGGUGCUAUGGAAGGAUAAGGUCUUGAGUCUUGUUGGUUAUAGAGGGAGGAAGAAGAAGUUUGAGACAUGCAGUGACGAGGAGGAAGAUGAUGUGGAGGAAGAUGAUGGUGGUUUGCGUUUGCCCGAAAGUGAUUCUGAAGAUGAGAGGUUGCACGUGCAGCUUGAGCAACAGGGUACCAUGGACUUUGAGGAUCCUUUAGUUGAGGACAAUUCGGAGAUGGAUGUUCGAGAGAUUAACUGAGCAUAUGAAUUUUUUUAACCUUCUUGAGGUCGGAGCAGUGUUGUUAAAUAUCCGCUAUGGCGACCCAAUGGCUGAAUUCUAGCAAGCCGCCAUGGCUGAUAUUCUGCCAUAAUCUGCCAUAGGCCAUCAGUAUUUUUCAAAUGUGUCUGUUUUUGGCUUUCCGCUAUUAACAACACUGGGUUGGAGUGGAGUUAUAUUUCAAUUUGAACUUCAAUGUCCUCUGGAGCAUGCAAUUUUUUAUACCUUAAUGUAAAUCAAUUUUGAGUAUUGCUUUAAUUGGUAGGUAAGUCUCAGAUAACCUUGUAAACCUGCCAUAUUUUCAACGUGAGUGAUAUGCUUCUUUGGAAGGUAAGUCUUACAAAACAAACUAGAUAACUUUUAUGCAUGAAGUUCUAUACCAAAAAAGAUUAUCCUUGUAGCUGCAUUAUGGGAGUGAAAAGCUUAUUUGUAAACAUUUGGACAGAAGAAAACCAUGACAACAUGGUUAUGAAAACUAAACAAGUUUAGCUGAAAUUAAAUAGGCAGUGACACAUUAGGGAGAACAAGUAGAUGCAUCUUUAUCAAAAAAACUUAAACUGGUUCUUGUCCCUAAUGUUACAGGACACGAAUAUUUAUUUUGGGUGAUUGUACUGGAUGAGUUUAUAGUGGUGUUCAUAACCAGACUUGAUUAUGCGGGGCAGGUGAUGUUUUCUGCAUGUUACCUGGUGUGAUUGUUUGAAACUCUGUUUACAAACUGUCUCUUGUUGGUUUGAGUGUUUAUAAUGAAACUGCAUUGGUCCUGUCCUAACUUAAUUGAGGAUCCUUAAUCCUUUUCCUUUUAUCUUAAUGCUUUGAAGAUGUUUUCGUGCUUAUUGUUAUGUCUAUUGUCUCUAGGUACCCUUACCAUCCACUUGUAUAUUUAAGCAAUGUAGAUCAGCUACUCAAGACGAUCAUUAUCUCAAUCACAUUUGAGGCCAGUAUCCUGAUUUGUUAUAUUCUGUUGAACAUUCAUGAUAAGCCUACAAGUCUAGGGUGUUAAAUCCGGGCUAACAGAUACACUCUCCAAAGCCACCUUGUCCACCAUUGACUCUGUCAUACAUGGAGGUGACCGUACAUUGGGGCCUGCAAUUCAGACACGAACUACUGUGCACAGUUCAAGCUGUCUAUCACUGUCAAAGGUUAUGAAUGAAGCUCCACCGUUUCCCCAAGGCAGAUAGAUGGAUUCAUCACGACUCAUAAGUGCCUCAUCUGCAUUGCCUCAUUCUUUUACUAGGCUUUGUUUGUUGUAACAACUUCUUAAAUAUGCCUGUUGUGGAAUAGUGAUCACAUAACCUUAGCUAGUUUUGUGCCAAAUUAUUAUUAUUGUUAUCUUUUGUAAACUCUGAUCACUUAUGAUCUUAUACUUAAAAGGGCUUGAUUGGGAGUUGCAUCACCAUUCACUGCCAUAUUCAUGUCCCUUAAGAACUAUGGCUUUGAUUUCUGGCCUAAAACUUUCUGUAAUGUGAAAUUCCAUGCUUGUGAUGUGACAGUAUGUUUGGUUUCAAGUUGAAA